AAAAAAAAAUAAAAAAAAACGACUUUAGAAAAUCGAUAGGGGGCGGUUUGCUGGAUGGAAAAAAGUGCUAACCAAGUAAAUCAUGCCUUUGCAUAAACGUAGCGUACAAUAAUAGGCAAUAGCCUGGUGGAUGUUCCAUUGUCUUUUAAUUAAUGAUUUUGAAAGUCGCACGGUUCAUUCUGCUCUCCAUAUCAAUGAUAUCCAGUCACUCAAUGCUUUCACAUAUUUGCGACGAAGGACACAUUUACAGCAGCAACGCAAACUCGCUUGACGAGUAAAAUAGUCUGGCGAAAUAACAAAGUUGGUCGCAUUACUAUUAGGGUUAAUACUUCAAAAUAUUCAACCUGAUCUGCUCUGCGUUGCAGACAUUUCCGUCCGAUUUCUGCUUCAGUUAAAACCCUAUCCUCUCUUUCAAUAUCAACAUAAUACUUCGAGAAGCGCGUUCUGCCUUCUUUUGUUAAAAUCAAGAUAUACCUGAACAUUUUAGAUGCAUUUUAUGGUGUUUUUAAUCUGAUAAUUUAUACUAUCUUUUUGGAAGCCAUAUUUGAACCCGCGAGCAGUGGAAAAUUUUCUGGUGUUGUUCUUCAUGUAAGACAAACUAUUUUAUUCCCAGCCAAUAUGGCUGCACGAAUGACACCGUUUUCCAGAUAUUUCAAUCUUUUUAGUCAAAAUACGCCAAUUUUACAUUGUUUGAAAGCAUACAAAGUAAGUAAUAAGGUUUUAGUGCUAUUGUUUUUGUUUAAAUAUACAUUUUCGUCUUUUUGUUUGUGUACUUUUGAUGUUUUAAUGAGGUUUAAACAUUUUUUAGCCUGGUUUGAAAACACGUGUGUGUGCUGUGGCGUUCUCAUAUGAAGUAAGGUCAGAAAGAUUGGAGGAAAUAGCAAAAUCUCCAAGUGGAUGGGUGCCUCCUCUGAGUGUGUAGAAAAAACUAUGAUUUUAUAGUUCUUGUAUUAUGGUUCUUCUAUUAUAUAUUAACUAAUUAACUAUUAUAUAUUAACUAAUUAUAGUUCUUCUAUUAUAUAUUAACUAUUAUAUAUUAACUAUAUUAUAUUAACUAAUUAACAAAUAUAAAAUAUUUUCCGUGUUGAUAUACAGUUAUAUAUAUCAACACAAGUGGAAAUUGGGAAAACGAGAAAUUGUGUGGAAACACAAAAAAUUUCGAGUUUUCCCAAUUUCCACGAGUGUUGAUAUAACUAUAUAUCAAAAAAAUUGUUUUAAAUUUGUUUUAUAAUAUAGCACAAAGAAACAUAAAGAAAGAAAUUUUCGGACGUUUCCGUGUUGACAUCAAGUUAUAUCAACACGACUCUUAGCCAAUCAGCGUUCAGAAUUUACAAAUGCUAUAUUAUAAUUAAUUAUAUUAAUUGCAAUGUAAGGCCAUUAAUAUUAAAGUCCCAAAGUAUAGAUUACUUGAUUUAAAUUAUUUUUAUCAUAGACCCUCCACCAUCGUUGCCAUUUGAAAUAAAAAGAUCAAGAACAAACAAUCUGCCAGUUUAUGUUGAUAAGAAGCGUGGAGGAAGUUUAGUUCUUACAGUGAUCAGAAAUAUCAAGGGAGAUUUGAAUGUAAGUGUGAUUAUUAAAAGGGCUGUCAGUGAAUAAAUUUCAUCCCCUCUUACCCCAUCUCAGAACAGACAAUUUUUUUUCUUGAAGAGAAAAGACAGUUUUCAUCCUAGUUAUUUUGUAAUCUCAGAUUUUUUGCUAUCCACCCUCUCACUGCAGAACAAGUCUGCUACUGUGGGUUAAAAUCUAGUGUUGUCUACUGCCAUCAUAUCUUUGUCUAUCUGGUGUAACACAAGAGAAAUAUCUGCACCACACUACAUAUUCAUCAAGCCUUCUGAUUACAAUCUAACUCACCUGUCAACAACACCUUUUUGAUGAAUAAUGUUGUAAAGUAAGACACAUUAGAGUGCAUUUCAGUUUAACUUUUGGAAGAUAACCAAGCUCCACACCAUGCAUUCUAUGAAAUAAACUUUCUUUGCUUUCUAGGAACUUGUGAGAUUUUUAAAAGAAAAUUUAGGAGAGGAAGUUCAUUUUCAAACAAAUGAAAUAACAAGUCAAGUAAAGAUAAAAGGUUAUCAUAAAGAAGCUGUUGUAAGAUUGUUGAAAGAACAUGGAUUUUAGUGAAGUUGUUUCUGAUAUCAAUAAAAACACACUAGAUAUUUUUUGGAUUAUUUAUUAAAAUGAAAGUAGCUCAAUUAGCCAUUACACACUGCAACUAUAUGCAAGAAAUAUACAAUUAAAAUUACAAACUAUUCAAAAAGUAUUUACUACAAUAGAGAUAACAACUUUAACAACCUUUAUCAAUCCUAUGUGUACUGUAGUUGUCAAGAAUCACAUCAAACAUUUUGAUUCAAUUUUGUAGUUUCCUGAACACCAGGUUGUCACAGUAAAUAAAGUUUCACAUUCACACUUUAAAGUCAAUUUAAGUUUAAGUUCAAUCACAUUUUAUUUCUAAUACAGAUGAACAAAUGAUAGAUGACAGUAGACAGAACUUUUUAAAGAAUAUAAGGCUAGAACAAUGUCCUAUGUAUUGCAUUGUAUUGCAAAUAUACAACAGUACACGUACAAGUUUUGUACAUGGAUUAAGAGUUGAUGAAUGUGUAGGAUUUGAGACUAUCUUAAGUAAUAAACUUCCUUAAGACAAGUUGCCAGGAAAGUAAACAUGUAUACAAUAUUGUUACAAUAAAUUUAUUACAUCCAGGGAGAAAUCUAACUAUAUAUAUACUAGUCUGAUAAACAUUAAUGUAGAGGAUGUCCAGUGCAUUAAUAUGAACUACAGUAGUCUGGUAAACUUAAAGAUAUACAGCAAACAAAAAGUUGAUGUCUAUUAAGCGUAAGAGGUGCCAGUGCGCUUAGGUUUCCAGGUGACUUCCUCAAUGCGGAUCUGUCGCACUCGCUUGUAGUAGAUGAAACUGUCGAUGAAAAAUAAUAUGACCAACACGAAACCAAGAAUCUGAAAUGUAAUUGGUUGAUAAUAGUGCUAAUUAGCAACACAAUUCAGG
This is a messenger RNA of Paramuricea clavata, 2999 nucleotides long. The record is from the annotation of a GenBank genome assembly. NCBI's taxonomy places the organism in Eukaryota, Metazoa, Cnidaria, Anthozoa, Malacalcyonacea, Plexauridae.